AUGGCAAACCAAAAAACAGUUUCAAAGACUGAAAAUGAAUUAUCUAACUUCCCAGAAGAAAUCGGAGGUGUAAUUGUUGAACAUUUGAGCAAGAGGAUUCGAAACUUUUCCAAAAAGAAGCAAAAAAUCAUAAAACUUGAAGAGCAGGCUGCCAAAGAUCCAGAGUCAUUGAACAAUGACCAAAAAAAUGCUAUCCGUAGUAAGGAAGCUGUUUUGACGACUUUGCAUGAGUUAGAAGAGCUUUUGGGUCAAAUUAAUUCUUCUCGUUCUCGUGACGAAAAGAAGAAGCGUUAUGAAGCCUCUGUACAAAGAGAAAAAGAGCAAAAGCAACUGGAAGCCAAAUACGAAGAAGGCUACAAGAGUGCUGAGAAGCAAGUAUCUACCCUUGUCCGAUUCCUUCGUUUUGCUAGUUAUAAUUGCGUUAAUCCUUCUGAGGAUCAUGAGUUUAAUACGGCCGUUGAGAAGCUGCUAAUUAAUGUUUAUGAAGGUUCAGAAAAGUCUGUAAAGGCUGUUGCCAACCUGAACUCGUCUUCAGAGGAGCAUAUUGAUGAAACCGAAGUCCCUUACAAAUUGGUUACUGAAAAAAGCGAUGAAUUCUUUAGUACUCCUGCUGUUCAAGAGCAAGAAAGUCAUGAUGAAACUGAAGAGCAGGUUACUUUCAAAUCGGGCAAUGUUGUCGAUAAUGAAAGUGAAGAAACACCAGCUUUGUUAGAUGAACAUGCCCACCAAACCACCCGCCCUUUGAACCGUGGAAUUCAAUUCUUGAACGAAAGUGAAAUUGAAGGACAACAUUUCCAAGAACCAGCCAUGUCUAAUGAAACCUCUGUCCCUGCCGAUGGCGAAGUCCACGUGCCUGUUGAAAAUGUCGAAACUAGCAGUGGUGUUGCUGAUCCCUCUACUAUUUAUCCUACUCAAUUCCAAGCUGUCGAGCAACAACAAAUGCAGCAAGCUAUGGAUUCCAUGUCCCCCGACUGGUAUCAGCCGGCUAUCGAGAAUCCACAAGAAGCAUUGAACCAUGGAUAUCAAAAACGCUCUUUCAAUAACCGCCCUCCUUAUGGCAAUAACCAACGCGGCCGCGGUCGUGGCCGUGGUGGUGGUCGUGGCCGUGGAGGCUCUUUUAACCGUUUCCGACGAAACCAAUACCCCCAAUACUCAAACGAUUCCAACUCUCGUUCUAACGCCGCCCCUGUAGCUUAA
Molecule: messenger RNA, 1197 nt
Organism: Schizosaccharomyces osmophilus
Lineage: Eukaryota; Fungi; Ascomycota; Schizosaccharomycetes; Schizosaccharomycetales; Schizosaccharomycetaceae
Product: SPAC12G12.07c-like, conserved protein
Exons: 2
Coding region: 1-1197 (398 amino acids)
Source: RefSeq, a predicted model, not a curated record